Messenger RNA from Rubroshorea leprosula, 1253 nucleotides. The record is from the annotation of a GenBank genome assembly. NCBI's taxonomy places the organism in Eukaryota, Viridiplantae, Streptophyta, Magnoliopsida, Malvales, Dipterocarpaceae.
AGCUUUCCAGUUUGACUUAGCUUCCCACACAGUUGCAACAAGAGCAACCCACUGUUAUUCAGCCACCAUUGGACGAUGACUAGUACACUGGUGAUAAUGCGAUAAUGGAGGAGGACAUUGAAGAGUGUAAUUUGGAGGCUAAGUUGGAUGUUGAAUUUGCUGUGCUUGAUCCUGAGUUAGAUGUUCAGCUGAAGGAGGAGAUAUCACGUGCUGUCUCGAAGAUAGGGCAUGGCAUGGAUAAAGGAGAUGACGCUCUUGUAAACUUGAGUCAAAGAAAGGUGCUUAGCCUUAAUCACCGAGGCACAUUCAGCCAUGAGAGAGGACCUAUUAUUGGGAAGAAGAUGAUGCUUGUGUGUAUAAAAUUUGGAGAUUACAUUGUCGGAACUGUGUCCGAGAUGAGCUUCAUCGAGCUUGAAAGGCGUGGGUCAAAGACAGGAAGUUGCCUAACUAAAAGAGGAGGAGCUAGGCCGACACCUUUAGAGUCGUACUUGUUGACUCACAUGACUUGCCGACCUGAUGCUCCAGAAGAUGCCCCACCCACUUGGAUAUGUCCACAGGCUGAGCAGACAUAUAACGAUGCUCACCAAAAAUACGUGGAGAAGCAUGGGCCAAACAAGGAUUCAUGGCUAGAAUGGGAUCCACUUAUCUGGAAGGAGGUGGUUGGACCUCCUAAAAAGGGUCAGAUGAGAGGGAUGUCUACAUUACAAGAUCCAACAGAGCAUGGCAUCCCUUGGCGAUAGUAUGACAUGAGUGAUGCCUCCUUUUCUACCACCAGGAUUCUUACGACACAAGUCUAGCAGUUGCAGUCUGAGCUUACUCAAGUUUGGGAAGAAAUGGCUGAGCAAGUUCAGAUAGAGGUGGCCACAUGUAUUCAUACAGAGGUAUCACAGAGAGUAUUAGAGAUGGAGGCCAGCUUUGAGAGGAGAUUCCAAGAGCAGAUGCGCUUACUUAGCCAGCAAUAUUCUAUGAAUGCUACACAACCCCAGACUGGUUAUCUUUCUUCUACACCACCCUAGACUGCUGAUCCUUCUUUUGGAGGAUUUAAACCUGAUCACUUACCACCUCCUACUUAGAGACAUUGAUAUUUAAAACUUAUAUUAUAUAUGUUUAUAUAUAUGUACUGCAUAUGUAUAUAUAUGGUGUGUAGGAUGAGAAGUUAGUAUAUAUUUAUUAACUUAAACUAGUUUUUAGUUAUGUAGUAUUUGAGUUUAAAUAAGUAAAAUAUAUAAUAUUAAUAAAAUUUAACAAUCCUA